This is a messenger RNA of Funneliformis caledonium, 1297 nucleotides long. NCBI's taxonomy places the organism in Eukaryota, Fungi, Glomeromycota, Glomeromycetes, Glomerales, Glomeraceae. The record is from the annotation of a GenBank genome assembly.
AUGACAGAUUACGCUCUAACAGAGCCACAGCGAUUUACGAGGCAACAGCAUAAUAAUUAUAAUAAUCAAGUAGGCCAAAACUGGGAAGCCUCUAGCAUGCCAGCUCAAGAAAUGCAAAAUUAUGAGCAAACAGUUAGCUCAACCUCAGUAAAUAACUGGGUCAUGCACGGUAACCCUUCUUAUGCCGCUCAAGGAAAUACAUACCAGGCAAAUGGUCAAAACGGGAUUUCGUCAGGUUACGGUACAUCUGUAUCAGAGCAGCCCUCAACAAACCAUGUCAACGUACAUCGAACCAUUUCAAAUAGUAUAGGUAUAUCGGUUAAUACAUCUAACCUUCCGGUAGGUAGCGCUAAUGUAAUCAGUACAGACGCUGGUAAAAUCAUUUGUGUUGCAGAUGUAAGAGGCAACAUUUCUCAAUUGAAUCAACUCGCAAAACAAACCGGUGCUAUUGCUGUUAUUCAUUCGGGCGAUUUCGGAUUUUAUGAAAAUAAUAGUCUGGAUCGAAUUAGCGAUAGGACUUUACGUCACCUUGUUACUUAUAGUACUAUCAUACCUACACAAUCAAGAAACAAACUUCUUCAUAAUUCUACAUCUCCAGAGGAACUACGUCGCACAAUUCUUGAAUCACCUACUCCUCUAUUAUCUGAAUUUCCACUUUUCAUGAAAGGAGAUAAAACACUCGAUGUUCCUGUAUAUACAGUAUGGGGUGCAUGUGAAGAUGUUACUGUUUUAGAAAAAUUUAGGAUGGGACAUUACAAAGUGCAUAAUUUAUUUAUUUUAGAUGAAGCCAACACUUAUGUAAUCGACGUGGGUGGCGUAAGUUUAAGAUUGUUUGGAUUAGGUGGUGCCGUGGUUCAACAUAAACUCUUUGAUAAUGGCGACGGUAUUGCAACCAUUGCCGGGGGUCAUGGAACUAUGUGGACAACUAUUUUACAGAUAGGUGAAUUGGUUGAUACUGCUCAAAAAGUGUUCGAUCCAACUGAGACGAGAGUACUUGUCACACACGCUAGUCCUGGUCGUGAGGGACUUUUAGCGCAAUUAUCUGUUGUUUUACGUGCUGACUUCACUAUUUCCGCUGGACUUCAUUUCCAUUACGGCAUUUCAUACAACGAUGAUUCUCAGAGAGUUCUAUUGCAAAACGCACUCACUGUUGUAGAUAAAGUUCCAUCGGUUAAUAGAGAAAGGGAAGAGCCUUCCUUUAAAAAUAUGUGGAACUUUAAUCUGCCCGAUGCUGCAUUUGGUUGGGUAUUAUUGGAUAUUAAAGAUGGUAGAGUAUCUGCCGAGACAAAAGCACAAG